Molecule: messenger RNA, 843 nt
Organism: Oldenlandia corymbosa var. corymbosa
Lineage: Eukaryota; Viridiplantae; Streptophyta; Magnoliopsida; Gentianales; Rubiaceae
Source: the annotation of a GenBank genome assembly
AUGAAACAUUUGACGUUCGUUUUCAUCUUUCCACCGUAUACAGGUGCGUCUUUCCGUUUCCCUUCUUGCAGUUUAUAUGUUUGUGUGAAUUCCUCUUAUGCAUCAGUCAUGUAUGGUGUUGUUAAGGAUAUGGCGAGUGAUUCGUUUGUACCUUCAAAAAUUCGAGUUGAGUGUACUCCCAUCCAUUUGAAUCUUGGGGCGAGGCAUGGUACUCGUGCUCCAACCAAGAAAAAGAUUCGGGAGUUUGAUGGCCUGGCUGCUCGUUUGGAAAUCCUGUUGCAAGAAGCAAAAAGGCAAAGCAAGUCUUUAGACAAGAUCCCUGCCUGGUUGUGGGAAUGGAAAUCUCCAUGGCAAGGAAAGCAGACCGGUGGAGAGUUGAUUCCUCAAGGUGAAGAUGACCUCUACCAUCUUGGUAUUAGAAUGAGAGAAAAAUUCCUAGAAUUAUUUGAUCAAGAAUACAACCCUGACAUAUACCCGAUAAAAGCUACGCAGGUUCCUCGGGCCUCAGCUAGUGCCGUGGCAUUUGGCAUGGGUCUCUUCAGUGGAAAGGGAAAUCUAGGCCCAGGACUCCAACGUGCCUUUGCUGUGAUUAGUGAAAGCCAUGCUAGUGAUACAACGCUUAGGUUUCAUGACUGUUGUCAGAAUUACAAGGGCUACAGGAAAAGUCAGGAACCUGCUGUUGAUAAAUUAAAGGAACCUGUCUUAGAUGAGAUUGCUCGUGGAUUAGUUGGACGUUAUGGGCUUAAUCUCACAAGUAAGGAUGCAUCUUCGUUGUGGUCUCUGUGCAAACAGGUUUUCCGAUUUGAUUAUCCUUAUGGUCCUCAUUCAUUUAUCUUCAUCUAA